Messenger RNA from Pocillopora damicornis (cauliflower coral), 1564 nucleotides. Its product is annotated as serine/threonine-protein kinase VRK1-like. The record is from RefSeq and is a predicted model, not a curated record. Gene Ontology annotation, biological process: protein phosphorylation. NCBI's taxonomy places the organism in Eukaryota, Metazoa, Cnidaria, Anthozoa, Scleractinia, Pocilloporidae. Gene Ontology annotation, molecular function: protein kinase activity; ATP binding.
UUCGCAAAGAAGGAGUCGAAAAUUUCUGCAGAGACAGUCAAAUACACUUACGACUUGGCUCCCUGUUUAAGUGUGCUCGUGGACCUGUUCCAACGAACAUCGUAUAAGCUUUCCAACUUUGGUAAACCUAGUCAUAUAUGGAUAAAGCGAAUGGCGGGAAAUCGAAAGGGGCUUAGGGACCACUCCAACGAGACCUUCCAACCGUUGUCUAAGAAGAGCGGAAGACUAUCGACACACUCAUAGCGAUAACUGGCGUAAAAUGAGCUCUUCAAAGCCUAAGCUUGGGAAAAGGAAGGUACCUGCUGCUAAGGGGUCUGUACCGGUGAAGAAAAAGCCUCGCAAGCCCCGAGGAAUGGUUAAAUUGCCACCAGGAACCGUCUUGACAGACCUCGCCAAGAAAAAGUGGCGUUUGGGAGAGUUGGUAGGAUGGGGUGGUUUUGGUGCCAUUUACUUAGCUUCUCCAGAUAGUGGAUCACCUGUUACUGAAACUGCUGAACAUGUUGUUAAAGUGGAGCCACAUGCCAAUGGCCCUUUAUUUACAGAACUUGCAUUCUACCAACGUGUUGCUAAACCAGAACUAAUUAAAAGCUGGUGUCAGUCGCGUCGUCUAAAACAUCUUGGAGUUCCAAUGUUUUUGGGUUCUGGGUUACAUGAACAUGAGUCCAGUAAGCUGCGAUUUCUAGUUCUGGAGAGGUUUGGGAAAGAUGUUGAUGAGCUUUUCCUAAACAGUAAGCGGAGGUUUGAUGUGACAACAGUGUUGAUGCUUGGUCUGAGAGUUAUCGAUGCUCUGGAGUAUAUUCACUGUCAUGAAUAUACCCAUGGAGACAUUAAAGGCUCAAAUCUCAUGAUGGGAUUCUCAAAGUCAAAAUCUGGUCAAGUCUAUUUACUGGAUUAUGGGCUUGUAUAUCGGUUUAGUCCUGAUGGGAAUCACAAAGAAUAUAAAGAAGACCCUAAAAGAAAACAUGAUGGCACAAUAGAGUUUACCAGCAGAGAUGCACAUAAUGGUGUAGUCACCUCGCGGCGUAGUGAUUUGGAGAUUCUGGGUUUUGUGAUGCUACAGUGGUUGUGUGACAGACUUCCCUGGGAAAAGAAUCUUCAGGAUAAGGAAUAUGUGAGGAAUGAAAAGAAUAGGUAUAUGAAGAACAUUCCAAAAUUAAUGAGGGACUGUUUUUGUGGAGAUCAUCAAGUUGAGAUACAAAAGUACUUGGAAUACAUCAACACAUUGGAAUAUGAAGAUCAACCAGACUACGAAUUCAUUCGUAAACUGUUCAGAGAGGGCCUUAAAAAGAGGGGAUGUACAGAUGAUGGAAAGAAUGUGAAGUUCACCACCUCAAAAGCCAGCUCAGCCUCUGCUGAUCUUCCCAAUGGUUAUAGCUCAGCAGGAGAGAAGCGCAAGUCAGAGGACACAAGUGUGUCACCUCCAGCUAAGAAAUCUAAAGCCAACCCAGUCAGAGCAACUCGAGGAAGAGCUGCAGCCAAACAACAAGCUGAACCUGCCAGACCAAGAGUUAGGAGAGCAAGACAAAGAUAACCAGUUAUGGUUGAUACAGCCUCUUCACCCUAA